AUGGUGCCGGAGGAGGAACCAACACGCGGGCUUAUGGCGGUUCUUUUGACUCCGCGGUUCCGUAGACUUGGCCGUCAGAACGAGCUUCCGGGCCCAGGGGUGAACGGGCCAAUUUCCAUGAACCGUAGAGGUGGCUUCUGCCGGAAAAGGAGGACAUGAUGCUCUGGUCGUUUUCAAGCUACUCAGCUAUGGGAUGGUAUUAUUCACUCUCCUCAGGCCCAAGUGGAAAUAAAAAGAAGGAGGCAUCGUUUACGAACAUAUGAAGACCGUUUUACUGGUUCUGAUGCUGUCGAUGUGGUCUUAAGUCGUCUUAUGCAAAAUACAUGCCUAAAUAGCAGUGACAUCUUUCGUCUUAAAGGAGUUCGUCUUUGCCGAGUUCUAAUGAAUCACAAAGUAUUUGAACCAGUAGGAAUGAAGAAGCUUUUCAAAAAAGAAAAGGAAUUGGAAUUUGAAGAUUCCAACAAUAGUCUCUACAUGUUUCUAGGCAAUAAAUCAUCUUACAAUUGUUGCAAAACAAAGGAUGCUGAGAAUGAGUUCAAUGGUGAAAUAAAACCAAAAGAAACCUUGAAACCAGAAUAUGAAAUGAUUUCAAAUCCUCUAGCACAAGAGAUUGGUGAGGAAAGAAUUGAGGAACUUAUUCAUACAAUAAAUGGAAAUCCAGCUUUAUGUCCAAAUAUCGCAGUUCAGAAACCUUUUCUCCGGCUUUCAAAAGAAGGAGUUUUCUUCUACAGAGCAAUUAUGUCAGAUAAGACAGAUGUUUGGAAAGAACAAACAUUAUUAUGUCUUAUUUAAUUGAUUCACCUUCCAUUCUUGGACAAUAUUUUGGAGCCUCCAGUUAAAACACAAAAUCUUCUAUUAAACAAAGAGGAAGAUCUUGUUACCGCUAAUACUUGCCUAGACAGAGGACUUAUUCCAAGUUUAUGUCUACUGAAUAAGAUCAAUAACUGGCUUAAUGCAGCAAUUGAAUGCUUAGAGUAUUUCCCUGACCAGUUAGUAGUUACAGUUAGUCAGCAGUUACUGCAAAACAGAAAUGAAGAGACAAGAUUGAACAGUCAGAAGAUACUCUUUGAUGUCAUAGCAAAAUACUAUGCUCAAGAGAGAGAUUGCCUAUUAACUGAUGAGUAUUUCGAUAUUCAUUCAGGAAUUAUUGAACUUUUAGAAAAUGAGAAAAGGGCAGAAGCACUUGAAGCAAUACAACUAUAUCUAAGAUUGCUGUUGCCGAACAUUAGAGAAGAAUUACGAUGGCUACUUACUUUUAUGGUGGCGUCAGAGCCCAAUGCCUACAAGUUGCAAAAACAGGUGAAAAAUUUUGCAAUAAAUAAUGAUAAUAAAACAGUGGUCCUGAAAACUCUUGCCAAAUCAGUUUUGCAGACCAAAUCAUUAUUAAAAGUGUGGGCAGAACAACUGGUCUGGUUUCUACUGGAGUACCACUCCGAGCUCUUCAAGUUACUUUUAUUGGAUGUGGUUAGUAAGAAACUUAAGAAGCUUCUACAUGGAGAAGAUGCACAUGCCCUAUCAAUUGGGGAGGAAGUUAAUAUACUUCCAGUGGAAGACCUGAGAGGGUACCUGAAGAGACACCAGGAAAAUACUGGAAACAUGCCACCAAGCCCUCUUCGAUACAAGAGUCUCCUUAUUCGGAAAGUUGCCAUUUUAAUGUUCAGUGUGAAUCAGGUAAAAUACUAUCGCAUGAGUAUUCUAGAUUAG
Molecule: messenger RNA, 1704 nt
Organism: Rhinopithecus roxellana (golden snub-nosed monkey)
Lineage: Eukaryota; Metazoa; Chordata; Mammalia; Primates; Cercopithecidae
Gene: DEPDC4
Product: DEP domain containing 4
Biological process (GO): intracellular signal transduction
Source: RefSeq, a predicted model, not a curated record